Molecule: messenger RNA, 1250 nt
Organism: Ceratina calcarata
Lineage: Eukaryota; Metazoa; Arthropoda; Insecta; Hymenoptera; Apidae
Product: Rho guanine nucleotide exchange factor 4
Exons: 6
Biological process (GO): intracellular signal transduction
Cellular component (GO): cytoplasm
Molecular function (GO): guanyl-nucleotide exchange factor activity
Source: RefSeq, a predicted model, not a curated record
AAUGUUAGUGGCGAAUUAGUAAGAGAACUUAAACAUGAUCCACAAAAUAUUGCAGGGGCAUUUCACAAGCUUGCUCCAUUUUUUAAGUUAUAUUCUGUUUAUGCUUAUGAUUAUGAGCAAAUUCUAUCACUACUGCAGAUGAAGCAGGAGAACGAUCUAGCGUUUAAAGAUUUUGUUACUAAACAAGAAACAAGACCAGAAGUUAGUAAAAAGUUACCUUCAUUACUAAUUACACCAAUACAAAGGGUACCUAGGUAUAAAUUACUUUUACAAGAAGUCUUGCAACACACACCUACUAAACAUAAAGAAUAUAAUCUUUUACAAGUGUGUUUAGUAGAAAUUGAAAAAGCUGCAAGGCAUAUAAACACCUUAAUUGAGGAACAUGAAGAGACCCAAAAAUUACUGAAGUUCCAAAAAUGUAUUGUAAAUCCUAUUAAUUUAAUAAAACCUGGCAGAAAGUUAAUUAAACAAGGAGCAUUGAUGAGAGUCUCUAGGAAAGGAAGUUCUGCAUAUAGAAGAUAUUUUGUUCUUCUGAAUGAUACUUUACUGUACUGUAAAGGAGAUCCCGAAAACUCGUUGACUGUAUGCUGUGCUUUACCAUUGAAUAAAUGUAACGUUGAACCCGUUUUGAGUGGCGGAUUGUUUCGCGUUACUUGCUUAAAUGAAACUCUCUUACUAUAUUCUGAAAAGGAUGACAGUAAUCUAUGGAUGGAAGCAAUACAAAGUUCUAUAAGAAAGUACGCAGAGUGUAGGCAAACAUUAAGAAAGGAUAGCAGCUCGAGAAAGCCGUUGAGGCAUAAUAAUCUUAAUUUAUUCCCAUCUGAAACUAUACCUGUGGCAACAGGUAAACGGAAAAGAUCAAAUGAAGAAACUGAGAUCAAUCUGGAUGUAUCAAGAAUUAUGUAUCUUAAGAAGGACAAUGAAGCAGAUGCAGAUGUGCAAUCUGAAAAUAAUUGUUUAUACUUUAUACCAAAAUUUAAAAGAUUUAAGAAAGACAACAGUCGCCUUAAAUGCUAUAACCAGCACAUCAAUUACAAAAUGGAAGAAAAAGAAAAUAUGCACUUCGCAGAACGAAAUAAACCAUGUUCGUCAUCUAUUCGUUCUGGAAGUGUUGAACAAGGAUCAUCAAGGUUCAAAUCUAUCAGUGAAUUUUUUGUAUCCCUCAGUUCGUCGUUGAAAGGUUUCUUCAGGUUUAGAUGACUGUUUUUAUGAAUGAAUGAAAUCAAUAAUAAAAAUGACGAAAUACAUAA